Molecule: messenger RNA, 1658 nt
Organism: Zalophus californianus (California sea lion)
Lineage: Eukaryota; Metazoa; Chordata; Mammalia; Carnivora; Otariidae
Gene: ARL6
Product: ADP ribosylation factor like GTPase 6
Exons: 8
Coding region: 460-1020 (186 amino acids)
Biological process (GO): intracellular protein transport; cilium assembly; vesicle-mediated transport
Cellular component (GO): cytoplasm; axoneme
Molecular function (GO): GTPase activity; GTP binding
Source: RefSeq, a predicted model, not a curated record
CGGGGACAACACUGCUCCUCGCCCGAAGGAGGCCGUUCACCCCGCCAGCUGUCUUCACACCUUUAAUACUCCUCGGUGUGCCUCUGGCAUUCUCAGGAGCUCUUCAAUCCCAUAAACAAGAGCACCAAGGCUACUUCCUAAGACCUCCAAGGAGGCGUGGCUUCGGGACCGGAAGAACGUCCGGUUGCCAAGGGAACGCCACGCGCCUAGGCGCCUGCCCAGCCACUGAUGCUCCGGCUGAGGCACAGGCAACCAGUUCACCCAACUUGUAGAAGCGGCUUUGCUCAGGAGCCGGGAUUCCUACAAUGGAGGCAUAGAGACUAAGGCUGAGAGACGCCCGAUAUUUAUUCCAGAGACGUAUACGAGCGAGGGAGUGGUUCAUUCCUGUUCCUCUUCAGCCUCUGGGCCCGCAGGACUAACUUCAAAGACCAGCUGGUUUGUAAAUAUUUGAAUCACAUUAUGGGAUUGCUAGACAGACUUUCAGGCUUGCUUGGCCUAAAGAAGAAGGAGGUUCAUGUUUUGUGCCUUGGUCUGGAUAAUAGUGGCAAAACAACAAUCAUUAACAAACUUAAACCUUCAAAUGCUCAAUCACAAGAUAUAGUUCCAACCAUAGGAUUCAGCAUAGAGAAAUUCAAAUCAUCCAGUUUGUCUUUUACAGUGUUUGACAUGUCAGGUCAAGGAAGAUACAGAAAUCUCUGGGAACACUAUUAUAAAGAAGGACAAGCCAUUAUUUUUGUCAUUGAUAGUAGUGAUAGAUUGAGAAUGGUUGUGGCCAAAGAAGAACUUGAUACUCUGCUGAACCAUCCAGAUAUUAAGCACCGCCGAAUACCAAUCUUAUUCUUUGCAAACAAAAUGGAUCUUAGAGAUGCAGUGACAUCUGUAAAAGUGUCUCAGCUGCUGUGUUUAGAGAACAUCAAAGAUAAACCAUGGCAUAUCUGUGCUAGUGAUGCCAUAAAAGGAGAAGGAUUGCAAGAAGGUGUAGACUGGCUUCAAGAUCAGAUCCAGGCUGUGAAGACAUGAAAAGAUAGUAUUUGGAAACCUCAACAAUUUUCAAUUCAAGGAAUGUAUCUUAAGGCAAACUGAAUACUUCAAAUUUUUUAAAAGAUGUUUGUGCAUCUAAGAAUACUAAGACUUUAUAAUCUUCUGCUUGCAUUUAUGGAUUCUGAAUGAAAUUUUUAAGAACAUAGGACUUCAGGUAUGCUAAUAUGACCAUUAAUUAUAUUAAAACUAAAUCUUUCCUCAGAAGGGCUCCUUCCCCAGAAUUAUCAACUUCUUGGUAAAAGUCUACAUUUGAUUGUAAUUAGAAUGUUUAAAGUCAGAUUUAUAAGCCAUCUCAGUAUCUCAUCAUGAUUUAUAAUAUCUUUAAUGCAUUUUAUUUUUUAAAUUGUCUUCUGAGAUUUAGUUUAUGAUGUAACUUUGCGGUAUGAUUGUGCUUGGAAAAAGAACUUUAAAUAUUUAUAAGGGACCAUGGGUAAUUAAUAUAUACAUAAAAUUUUUACUAUAUGUCACUGUCAAUAAAACACAAUAUGCAAUGUACCAACUAGUGUACUUUGUUUAUGCUGAAAAGAAUAAUGCUGUGUUGUCAUAAUAUUUAAUGUUUUACUGUCAAGCAUUUGUAAAUUAUCUGAGACAGAAUUAAGCUGAAUUUAUCCAGUGAA